Notodromas monacha is the source of this 4257-nucleotide messenger RNA. NCBI's taxonomy places the organism in Eukaryota, Metazoa, Arthropoda, Ostracoda, Podocopida, Cyprididae. The record is from the annotation of a GenBank genome assembly.
GAUUCGAUGGGGAAUUUGUUUUCACGCAUAAAAAGCCCUUGCGAGAGUUCGCACGACGAGGAGGACAGUUCCGCACCGGUUGUGGCGGAUGACAUUGUCGUCCAAGUGCAGCCCGAAAGCGAUGCAAGUCACAAAGUCAACCAGGAAACCGUCACCGGAAAUGACCAAGAAGUUAUUGCCAAUGGCAACAGCAAGCCUGCUGACCAGGAUUCACUGUUCGUGAAUGACGAAGGGUCCGUCUAUGAAGUAGAUGCCGCCGGCUACGCGAAAGAGUCCAAUAAUGGAACCCAAAUAAAGCAAGGGUCAGAAGAGAAAGAGAUCGAAAUCCGAAUCCCGCUUCCGGUACUGCAGUCCACCGAGUCCGACCCGGGUUCCGAAGCGGAACUUUCCGAGCCGGAAACCAAGACCGCGGAAACGGAACCCGAGCCCGCACCCAAGGCGUCAGCUGCUGCUCCACAUGCCGGAGACCUCGUCAUCUCGUCACCUCCGGUAUUCCUGGCGACCGGGGACGACGUCACUGUCCAACUCGACGAUGACGUGCGUGACGCUGAUGUCGAUGAGCUGAAUGCAGCUGCCACCAAGAUCCAGGCCCACUACAAGGGCUUCCUGGCCAGGAAGGAAGUGGAUGAGAUCCGGAAGACUUCCGUUAGCCCGUCACUUCCUCCUACAGUCGACUGUACGGAUGUCCCGGAAGCUGAAAUAUCCGAGAAAUUGGCAGCAAAACCAGAAGACAACCUGCUGGAAGCAGAUUCCAAGCUUCAGAGCUCUGAAAAUAUUCCCUUACCAAAUAUCAAAGAUGAAAUUGCUGAAGUCAUUACAAGUUUUGAUGAUGAAGCAUUUCAGCUUGAAAAUCAGGCAGCUACGAAAAUCCAGGCUCAGUUCAAAGGCCACAAAGCGAGGAAAGAAGUCGAGGAGUUGAAAAGACGCUCCAAUGUUCCGAAAGAAACUGCUGUUGAUUCGGUUGCGGAAGUUGAACCCGCCGGGGAUUCUCAAGACCCAUCCACCACCAAUGAUGCAGAUUAUGUGCUGGAAAACCAAGCAGCCACAAAAAUUCAGGCUCAGUUCAAAGGCUACAAAGCCAGGAAAGAAGUGGAAGAGCUGAGAAAAAAGUCCAGCUUGCAUCAUUCACCACCAGCACCUGUUGCUGAUUCGGAUCGUGUCAUCGAAAAUUCCGAAAUCCUCGACGACUUUUCGGAAGCUGAGAACCAAGCAGCAACGAGAAUUCAAGCCCAGUUCAAGGGGCACAAAGUUCGCAAAGAAAUGCAAGAGGUGAAAGAAAAGGCUGCUGCCGAUCUCCUUGAAAUGGAGAACCAUGCAGCUACGAAAAUUCAAGCCCACUUCAAAGGUCACUUGGCCCGGAAGGAAAUCAACGAAAUCAAGGAAGGCAUCGCUGCUGCCUUGGAGCCCGAAGAACCCGAAAAGCAGGGUUCUCUAGUCGAAAAAGGAAUCGGAAAUCCGACCCCAGAAGAACCAGAACUCAUCAUCCAGGCUUCAGAAAGUCCUUCGUCAAUCGCAAUUGUUGAUGAAAUCAACGCUUUUGACGAAUUCACGGACGAGGAAAAUUUAGCCGCCACGAAAAUUCAAGCUCAUUUCAAGGGUCAUUUGGCACGGAAAAAUUUACUAGGACCUGAACUCGACAAAAACGUCAUUAUUGAAUCGCCAUCGAUGGAAAACGUGGUGGAAUUUACUGAUGAGGAGAAUCAAGCAGCAACAAAAAUUCAAGCUCAUUUCAAGGGUCAUUUGGCACGGAAAAAUUUACUAGAACCUGAACUCGACAAAAACGUCAUUAUUGAAUCACCAUCGAUAGAAAACGUGGUGGAAUUUACUGAUGAGGAGAAUCAAGCCGCAACGAAAAUUCAAGCUCAUUUCAAGGGUCAUUUGGCGAGGAAAAAUUUACUUGGACCUGAACUUGAUCAAGAAGUCGUGAUUGAAUCGCCAUCGACAGAAAAUGUGGAAUUUACUGCUGAGGAGAAUCAGGCCGCAACGAAAAUUCAAGCUCAUUACAAGGGUCACUUGACCCGAAAAAAUCUAUCCCCGAGUCCAAGCAGAUCAGAUCAAAUAAUUGACGCAGGAAAUACCUUUUCGCAUGUGAUGUCAGAAGAAAAGUUUCCUCAGAAUAAAAAAGAUAUUGAAAACACUUCUGAAUCGCUAAUGUACGAAGCCACACUUGCUGAAGCCAGGAACCUUGACUCUGAAAAUAUUGAGCCAAAAACGGCCAUUUUCCUUCUGGACGCUCAGGAUCACGCUAGUGAUGUUGAAGUGUCGAAAAGUUUUAUGAUGACUACUGGACCUGCUGGACUUCAGAAUGAUCUGCUCGCUGGAAAUGCCGGUGGAACAGAUUGCAAAACUGACCUUGCUUCCAAUUGCAUGGAUUCAGGAGUUGGUUUCGAAGGUCAAGAAUUCGCAGCGUUGGAAAAUCUACCUGAGGCGGAGGAAGCAGCCACGAAAAUCCAAGCCCGCUACCGUGGCUACAAAACCCGCAAAAAUCUUCAACACGGCCAGCACAGCAGUCGUCACCAAACCCACAAUAACAAGCACCGGCAUAACCUGCAUUGUGAGGACGACACUUCUUUGGACUUCGAGAUUGAACAGGCAGCCGUCAAGAUUCAGGCAGGCAUGCGAGGUUAUUUGACGCGCAAACGGCUCAAGGGCGGAAGGGUGAAAAGUGCUGGUGAUGGCAAACGCAGGGUUUCCCUGGGUGCCCAAGACAGGGCUGCAGCCAAGAUUCAAGCCGGUGUUCGUGGGUACAUGACUCGAAAGCGGAUCCGAAAAGAGCGGGAAGUUCAUUCCGGCGGGCAUCAUCAGAAAAGAGCGGCUGCUGAUGCUGGAAGCCAACAUGAUUCCGAUCCGAUGAAUUUGCUGUUGAAUGUCGAUGAGGCUUCCAUCAGCAACAGCAGCAGGGAUGCGGAAGAAUUAGCAGCAGCGAAAAUUCAAGCCGGUGUGCGAGGACAUCUCACUCGCAAACGCUUGAAGCAACAGCGCCAGCAUCAACGAAAGAGUCACGGCGCCGUCAGCAGUGUCGAUUGCAUCGACGGGACUACUGACGAUGAUUUUGAAAGCCGUCACGCGGCCACAAAAAUCCAGGCUCAGAUUCGAGGAUAUCUGACGCGAAAGCAGCUCAAAGCCCUAGCAACCGAGGCUGAAUCCGAUCAACUCGCAAAAGAUCCUUCCAACAAUAAUGAAAAGGAUUUAUUGAUCGCCGAUGAUGGCGACUUUCAUUCCGGAAAUUCAUCUGCUGUGGUCGAUGGAAAUAGAAAGCCGAUGCGCGAGGCGUCCAUUAUCCGGGGUACUCCAGUAUACCUAGCUUUUUUCUGUCUUUCUUUUGCUCGUGGCCUUUCCUCUCUGCUUCUUCCCGUGCUUGUACAAAAUAAACUCGUAGCCUCUGCUGCUUGCCGGAUGCAUGCGAAACAACCGCCUUCCGCUUCCCCACUGUCGUCGUCGACAUCGUCAUCCUUUUGUACGGAUGACGCUGACGACUCGGAAGCCGUCGACGUUGACGUGGACUUUUACGUGAGCUUCCGCGUCACCAUGACGGCCGCCGUCACGAAACGCCGCCCUACACCUGCUUUCCACCGCCCGACAGGCACCGUGGGAACCGACGCCGACGCCGACACCGCCGCCACCAAGAUCCAGAGCCGCUAUCGGGGCUACCAAACGCGGAAACGCGUGUCUGAGCAGCAACGCCAGCAUCGACAGGCCGCCACGAAAAUCCAGGCCCAUUACAGGGGCUACAGAACCCGGAAGAACAUGCUCAAUAAGGAUCAGGCGUCGGAGCCGGUGUCAUCGAACGUCGACGACGUCGAGCGGACUCCGGAUCCCGUCGAGAUCAACACGGAUGAUGGGAGGUUGACCGGAGCAACGAUGCCACGGGAAGAAUCAGGACAGCAAUUUGAUCAGGCAAUCAAUGAAAGAACCUCGUCACCGGUGGCAUCAGAUGCCAAUACUGGGGUCGUCGACGUCGACACCGACCAAGGCAAUGACGAAGAAGCUGCUGCUGCUGCAAUAAAAAUCCAGUCGCAUUACCGGGGUUCGCAAGAAUCCACGCAAUGUUCUCGGGGUAACAUUGAAAUGCAGUUGCUGUGUGUUCGAAGAUACUCUGGAACGAACGAACCCCGGAAGAAAACACUGGAAGAAAAAGAAAAAGGAAACUACCAUCAGAAAAACGAAAUGGUACGGUUGCAGAAGCGCGACAAAUGGUUCAGCAUAUUAGGUUUCGACGAGUACAUGCAGCGACCAGCUGCUGGUGGGGUUGAUCUC